Messenger RNA from Papilio xuthus (Asian swallowtail), 543 nucleotides. NCBI's taxonomy places the organism in Eukaryota, Metazoa, Arthropoda, Insecta, Lepidoptera, Papilionidae. The record is from RefSeq and is a predicted model, not a curated record.
UUGACAGUUGACACUUGAUUCGCUGACAUUUCAUUAAGGUUAUUGUUCUAGUACAAAAAUUGGGAAAACAUUUAUUUUAGAAUCGUUAAUCAAGCGUCUAAUUUAUUAUUAAAAUUAUGGGGGUCUUAAAGAAGACCACAGGGCUUAUGGGAUUAGCAGUUGCUCCUAAUCCCCAUCAUACUCUUGGUGCACUCUACGGAAAAAUUUUGCGAACCUUAAAGAAAAUGCCGGAAAAUGCAGCUUACAGAAAAUAUACUGAACAGAUUGUUCGAGAGAGGGCAGCUGUGUUACAGCAGACAAAAGAUACAUACGAACUGGAGUCUAAAAUUAAUUGUGGCCAAGCUGAAGAACUUAUAAUACAAGCCGAAAAUGAAUUACACCUGGCCAGGAAAAUGUUGAACUGGAAACCAUGGGAACCUCUUGUAUCCCGGCCACCUAAAGGACAAUGGGACUGGCCUCCAGCUAAAGCUUAAAUGGAAACUUACUCAGAAUGAUUUGUCUAGUUCUCAUUUGUUAGUAAUAAAAAGAAAUAAUUAAUUUGUU